This is a messenger RNA of Protomyces lactucae-debilis, 2617 nucleotides long. Its product is annotated as P-loop containing nucleoside triphosphate hydrolase protein. Bases 72 to 2495 code for a protein of 807 amino acids. Gene Ontology annotation, cellular component: nucleus. The transcript has a single exon. The record is from RefSeq and is a predicted model, not a curated record. Gene Ontology annotation, molecular function: ATP binding; RNA helicase activity; nucleic acid binding. NCBI's taxonomy places the organism in Eukaryota, Fungi, Ascomycota, Taphrinomycetes, Taphrinales, Protomycetaceae. Gene Ontology annotation, biological process: rRNA processing.
GGUCAUUAAAGAAGCGCAUAUAGGUCGACUUGGCAUAGAGGCCAUACUUCAGGAAUAAUUGGGUCGCAGCAAUGAGUGGUAGGCGAUUCAAACCGAAAAAGACGCGGGAGCAAAAGCUCGUUAUUCGCAAAGCGGCCGAGGAAGACUUGGCGAAGCUGCAGGAGCGCAUUGAUGCCUUUGAUCCGGAAGACCUUGCGGCCUUGGCAGAUAUCAACAGUUUUGAGGAUCUGCCUCUGUCGCAUAAUUCAAUACAAGGCCUCAAAGCUGCUCAUUUUACAAAACUCACAGACAUUCAAAAGCGUGCGAUACCGUUGAUCCUGAAGGGCAGGGAUGUGCUGGGUGCUGCGCGAACCGGCAGUGGCAAGACUUUGGCUUUCCUCGUACCCAUGCUCGAACAUCUAUUUCGCUCCAAUUGGACGCAAUAUGAUGGUCUUGGGGCUCUAGUCAUUUCACCGACUCGCGAACUGGCGUUACAAAUCUUUGAAGUGCUGCGCAAGAUUGGACGUACACAUGGCUUCUCUGCUGGUCUGGUCAUUGGCGGCAAGGACUUGAAGGAAGAAGCCGAUCGAAUGCUCAAGAUGAACAUCUUGGUCUGCACGCCUGGCAGAAUCUUGCAGCACAUGGACCAGACUGCUGGCUUUCAAGCUGACAACUUGCAAAUGCUUAUUCUUGAUGAGGCAGAUCGCAUCCUAGAUAUGGGAUUCCGGAAAACACUGGAUGCAAUUGUAGACAAUCUGCCACCCUCUCGUCAAACUCUACUUUUCAGUGCGACUCAGACGAAAUCUGUCAAGGAUCUUGCUCGACUCUCACUCAAGAACCCAGAGUAUGUCUCUGUUCACGAGUCAUCAGACAGUGCGACACCAGCAUCUCUCCAGCAAAGCUACGUCCUUGUCAACUUACCAGAAAAGCUCGACACACUCUACGCUUUUAUGAAGACGCACUUGAAAUGCAAAGCUAUUGUUUUCAUGUCCACUGGAAAGCAAGUUCGGUUUGCCUAUGAAACCUUUCGUCAUCUACAUCCCGGGGUGCCGCUCAUCCACUUACACGGCAAGCAAAAGCAAAUGUCGCGCGCGGAGAUCACUGCUCGAUUCGCCGCUUCCAAGCACUGCUACCUCUUCUGUACGGAUAUCGUCGCACGUGGUCUAGAUUUCCCUUCUGUGGAUUGGGUGAUUCAGUUGGAUGUACCCGAAGAUGCGGAUACCUAUAUUCAUCGCGUUGGCAGGACUGCGCGGUAUGAGAAAGGUGGCAAAGCACUCCUCAUGCUUCUUCCAAGCGAAGAGGGAGCCUUCUUGGCCCGCCUCAAGAAGCGAAAGGUGGUCGUGGAUAAGCUCAAUAUCAAGCAGAACAAGAAGCAGAGUAUUGUCUCACAGCUACAGCACAUGUGCUUCAAAGAUCCAGAAAUCAAGUAUCUCGGACAAAAGGCAUUUGUGUCAUAUGUGCGGAGUGUCAACUUGCACAAGGACAAGGAUGUCUUCAAGGUCGAUCAGUUACCGGUUGAAGAAUUUGCCGCAAGUCUCGGCCUGCCUGGUGCACCACGAAUCAAAUUCUUGUCUUCGAAAGAGGUCAAGGCAAAGAAGAAUGCAACCCUCAAACCAGAAUCAGAGAGUGAGGGAGGUUCUGAAGGUAGCGGGCCAGAUACCGAAUCAGGUUCAGAGAGUGAUACGGCUAGUGAGGCGCCUGCAAGCAAGACAGAAGCGCCGAAAAAGGUGACAAAAACGAAGUAUGACCGCAUGUUUGAGCGUCGCAACCAGGAUAUCUUGUCGGAGCACUACACGAAACUUGUUGAGCAUGAUGGGACAACUACAAUUGAUCAGGAAACUGCAGAUGCAGAUGAGGAUGAUGCAUUCAUGAAGAUCAAGCGCGCUGAUCAUGCACUGGAAGCUGGUGAAGGCAACGAAGGACCCCAACUUGCUCUGGCGGGAGAUGCUCCUUCAGAGACAUUCAAGCCAGAUUCAAAGCGUAAAGCCAAAGAAGCACUGUCAAAGAAGGCUAUGCUCAAAUAUAAACCACUCGGAACGAAGCUGGUCUUUGACGACGAGGGAGACGCGCACCCCAUGUACGAAAUGCAGACGGAAGAAGCCUUCAGGGCUCUCGGCCCUUCACAACAGCAGAUCGACGAGUUUUUGAAGAAGCAAGGAGAGCUCUUGCAAUCCGUGGAUGUGGACGACAAGGUGGAGGCAAAGGACAAGAAACGUGAUAAACGAAGAAAGCAGCUUGAGCGAGCCAAGCAACUCGCGGAAGAGGCUGCGAGCGACGACAGUGACCAAGAAGUGGUUCUGGCACCAUACUCCGAUGAUGACGGUUCGGCAGAUGCGGCGUCUAUGGAUGAAGAAGUUGGCGGUAAGCGUAAAAAGUGGUUCCAGGAGUAUGACGACAAAGCAGAAGAAGAAGCAGCAUCAAAGCGGCGCAAGUUGGGCAAUGUCGUUGAAGUUGCCGAGCCUCAGACUCUUGCUGCACAGGAAGAACUGGCUCUACAGCUGCUGGGUCGUUCAUAGUUUAGCAGGACUUUAUAAGUGCAUCGCUGUGUUCUAUGGGCUGUAUAAGUCUUUCACCCUCACUGAAACGUUGAGAGACAACGCAGCAAAGAGUCUGGUCAGACGACACAAGCAAAGACUCC